CUGUUCCGCCAUUUUGAACACUCGGAUCACAUGACAAUCAAUCUUGUCACGUGACAGCAUUUCCGCGAGAUCUUGGGGAAAGCCGACAAAUGACGCUAGAAAAUACGCUCGUCAAGGAGAGUAAAAAUGAAGCCGAAGAACUGGAAAGUGUCUCAGAGAAACCGCUUGAAAAUGAUGUUCGAGAAAAAAGACCAAAGACACCUCCCCUUCCAAAAGGAACUCAAACUCUCGAGCAUCAGGUCGCUGGCCACAGGCAUGGAAAGAGUAAAACAAAAUUAGGUUUUCUUCAAAAUACAGAUGGUACUGUCCUGAAAGCCAUCCAGUCUCCUCCAAGAGGAAUGAGAGAGCUGCAGUUUUACCAGAAUGUUUUUGAUGAAAAUCAAACAAACUCAGCUUUAAUAUCUCUGAGACAAUUUAUGCCUAAAUACCUUGGAACCUACAGCUCUCCAGAAUUACCAAAUGUGAUGUACCUGGUGAUGGAAAAGGUCACUCAGCCUUUUGCAGAGCCCUGUGUGUGUGACCUAAAAAUGGGAGCCAGAACUCAUGACCCUGAAGCAACACCAGCCAAAAUUGCCCGUGAAAAGGCAAAAUAUCCGUUCUUAGAAAACGUUGGCUUUCAAUUCCAAGGCUAUAGUGUUUAUGAUCAAGUUAAAAAGAAGUAUGACAUAUAUGACAAGAAGUUUGGCAGAUCUUUAACAGAAGUGGAGGUUCUAACCAAAGGUUUUGCAGCUUUUUUUGACAAUGGUUAUGGAAUCCGGGUGGAUGCUGUGAAAGCCAUGAUCAAAAAGUUGGAAGAAAUAGAGAAGUGGUUUAUGUCACCUUCAGGCCUAUGUUUCUAUGCAAGUUCACUGUUGCUAGUAUAUGAUGGAGAGAGAACCAGCACAGGCAAAACAGAUGAGGAAGUAUCUGAUGGCAUUGAUUAUAUCAAAGAAACAGACUGUGCUUGUACCCCUGAAGUGGCUGGAUGUGUAAAUCAUUGUCAGCUUGCCAUGGACUUAGAAUGCCCAGUUGCUGUGAAAAUGAUCGAUUUUGCUCAUGUCUUUCCUGCAAGUGGUCUGGAUGAAAAUUAUUUAACAGGACUGCGCAGUUUAAUAGCAUAUCUCCACAGAGUACUGGAACUUUGACAAAUGUUGUCAACUAGUUAUAACACUUAUUUGUCUCAUCUUAUUAUAAAGUCAGUACUGCCAUGAGCUUUAAGCUAUAUCUUAAUUUUCCAGAUUUUUUUCUUGUAGAAAGAUUGAUUACAUGGAAUGCUUUGUUAUGAUAACUUUUAUAUUGUCAGUUUAUCCCCAAGUCGGGUCCCAAGUGCAAGUAACUGAUAUUUUAACAGUGUUGAAGUUUUAAUCAAUAUCACUGUAAUAAACAUUUUUUUUAAAUGUU
Lingula anatina is the source of this 1380-nucleotide messenger RNA. Its product is annotated as inositol polyphosphate multikinase. Gene Ontology annotation, molecular function: inositol tetrakisphosphate kinase activity; inositol-1,4,5-trisphosphate 3-kinase activity. NCBI's taxonomy places the organism in Eukaryota, Metazoa, Brachiopoda, Lingulata, Lingulida, Lingulidae. The record is from RefSeq and is a predicted model, not a curated record. Gene Ontology annotation, cellular component: cytoplasm; nucleus. Gene Ontology annotation, biological process: inositol phosphate biosynthetic process.